This is a messenger RNA of Baudoinia panamericana UAMH 10762, 3030 nucleotides long. RefSeq lists its product as uncharacterized. The transcript has a single exon. Gene Ontology annotation, molecular function: ubiquitin-ubiquitin ligase activity. The record is from RefSeq and is a predicted model, not a curated record. Gene Ontology annotation, biological process: protein polyubiquitination. Gene Ontology annotation, cellular component: ubiquitin ligase complex; cytoplasm; nucleus. NCBI's taxonomy places the organism in Eukaryota, Fungi, Ascomycota, Dothideomycetes, Mycosphaerellales, Teratosphaeriaceae. The coding region runs from base 1 to 3030 and encodes 1009 amino acids.
AUGCAACCUGAAGAGAAGCAAACAGCUCCGCAGAUCAAAAUCCGGCCACGACCGGCUUCACCUGCGAAGCGCGAGAGCGAUGGGUCUGAGAAGGCAAGACCGAAACCCGCUAAGGAGCCCGACAGUUUAGAAGUGUGGCAAGACCGGAGCCUACGCUCCAUCUUCAGGGUUUCGUUGAAGCCGGAGGAAGUGCGAGACUUGCAUGGCCAUCACCUUGUCUUCCUUGCUAGCACCAGAGAGGACCUUGUGGAGUCGAAGGCGCCGUUGCAGCUCAAUGUGGAUGCCCUGGAGGGAGCGAUCACAGAGGCAGCCAGCCACGCACCUGGUGGCAAGCCGUUCGAGUACCUACUGUCGUGCUUCAAGCGCGUUUCGAAGAUGAUUCGCAAUGCGAGGUACGAUGGUGAUGCUGAGGCUAGGCGUGACGUGCUGAGCGAGGCACGGCGUUUGUGCAUGAGUUACUGCAUCUUUGCUGUCACCAUGCCGGAAAUGUUUGGCGAGAACGUGCCUUCAACAAAUCCACUCGUCGAUCACCUCUUAGCCGUCCCCGAGUCUGACACAGGUAUCUGCACAGACUUCUUGGACGAGGCGACCGCUCGCAUGGACGAAGAUGACAGUAUCAAGGACGCACUUGUCGGAAGCGCUGAAGAGCUGAGUCACCGGCUUGCUACUCAAGAUAUGCUUGGCGCGUAUCAACCUUACAUGACUGGCCUUUACAACCUAGUACGUUUCAAGAAGAUCGCAGACGCAAUCACCCGCUCGCCGAGAUGGGCGCCGCCGGAUGUUGAGCCUCAAGACAUCGAGACCAAAACCAUAUUGGGACCCUUUUUCCGUCUAUCACCAAUGCAGCUAGAAGUUGCGCGCAGCUAUUUCUCUGCGCCGAAAACUAGAGACAGAGCAUUCAUAACAAACGCACAGAAUGCGAUUCGCUUGACGCUUCGAACACAUCAAAGCGAGCUCUUCCGAAUAGUAGACGUCAUCGUUAAGUCUGGACCUGAGCCGCGAGAGCGCAUGCUAGACUGGUUCGCAACAUGCGUCAACAAGAACCACAAGAAGCGUGCGAUGCGUGUCGACUACAGGACUGUGUCCAGCGAUGGGUUUGUGGUCAAUGUGACCAACGUACUUGACCAGCUAUGCAACCCUUUCAUGGACGCGAUGUUCGGUAAGAUCGAGAAGAUUGACGUAAAUUACUUGCGCAGAGCGCCGCGAGUGGACAUUAGCGAAGAGACCAAAAUCAACGCCGACCUCAAGACCGCCGAGACGUUCUUCGAGCACAAAGCAAGCGGCACGAGCAAUUUCAUCUCGGAGGUCUUCUUCCUUACCGUUGCUGCUCACCAUUAUGGCACAGAAGCUGCUCAAGAGAGAAUGUCAACUCUGCAAAAGACAGUCAAGCGCAUGGAGCAGGACCUGAAGACCUUCGAGGCAGAUAGACAGCGCUACGAGAGCGACCCAAGAUAUCUAGCACAGUUUGAGCGCCAGGUUGACAAUAUCAAGAAAAGCAUUGACGACAACUGGAGUACCAUCCAUGCAACGAACGGUGUGCUACUCGAUGAGGUCAGCCAAGCGCUGAGUAUGCAAUUCAUGCGUUAUGUGAUUGUAUGGCUACUGCGUCUGGCAUCCGGGAAGAACUUGCCCAAAGAGCAGCUAGAGCUGCCUCUUCCGGCUGAGCAACCUGAUGUCUUCAGGUGCCUGCCAGAGUAUUUUCUCGAGGACAUCGUCGACAACUUCAAGUUCAUCACCGGCAACAUCCCAGGUAUCAUAACACCACAGCAAUGUAAUGAAAUUGUGGAGAUUUGCAUCACCUUUCUGCGGAACACGGAGUACGUCUUCAACCCGGGAGUAAAGUCCGGGCUCGUCACGAUUCUUUUCUACGGCGUGCAGCCCUACUAUAACAAAGCUAGAGGCUUGCUAGGCGACGUGCUGAUAGGAUCGCCAUUCGCUCAGAAGCACUUGCUGCACGCUCUGAUGAGAUUCUACAUUGAGGCUGAGUCCACCGGCACGCAUAACCAGUUCUACGACAAGUUCAACAUCCGCUAUGAGAUUUUUCAAGUCAUCAAGUGUAUUUGGGUGAACACGAUGUAUCGGGAUAAUCUGGCGAAGGAGGCAAGCGUCAACACGGACUUCUUCGUGCAAUUUGUGAAUAUGGUCGUAAACGAUGUUACAUUCGUGCUGGACGAGAGCUUGACUGCUUUUAGAGAGAUCCACGACUUGAGCCGAGAGAUCGCAUCACCCACCUUUGCGGCGCUGAACGAGGAGCAGCGCAAAGAGAGGCAGGAGCUGCUGGACGAUAAGAAGGGCAAGGCGAAGAGCUUCAUGGGCCUCACUCGCGAGAGCAUGGAGACGCUCAAACUAUUCACCGAGACACUGCCGGAUGCCUUCACGAUGCCGGAGAUUGUCGGCCGUCUCGCGGCCAUGCUGGACUACAAUCUUGAGACCAUGGUCGGCAGCAAGCGCAAGAAUUUGGUGGUUGACAACCCGCAGGAAUACAAAUUCGAUCCGAAGGCGCUGCUCGGUGAUAUUGUCACGGUCUUUCUCAACCUUUCUGCCAAGCCGAACUUCAUCCAUGCUAUCGUUCACGAUGGCCGGUCGUACAAGCAGACCAACUUCGAUGCAGCGGCAGACAUCAUGCGCAAGCACGUCUAUAUGGCGCCGGAGGAUAUCAGGAAGUGGGAAGCGCUAGCGCAGCGUGUUGCCGAGACUGCGGCAGCGGAAGCGCAGGAGGAAGAGGACCUUGGAGAGCCGCCAGAAGAGUUCCUUGACCCGCUGAUGGCGGAGUUGAUGAUCGAUCCUGUCAUUCUGCCAGCCAGUAAGACGACUAUCGAUCGGUCUACCAUCCGCUCACAUCUGCUGAGCGAUCCAACGGACCCGUUCAAUCGUGCGCCGUUGAAGAUCGAGCAAGUGGUGCCCAAUGUGGAGCUGAAGCAGAAGAUUGACGAGUGGAAGGCGGAGAGGUUGGCUGCGAAGAGAGCAGAGAAGGCUGCUGCAACGGCGGCGACCGGUGAUGGCGAGCCGAUGGACACCAGUAGCGGCUAG